AUGGGGAAUCAACCUUAUCGUUACUCGGUGUAUGGAAAUAAACGGAGGAGGUUGGAGCCCAUCAGACAACAAAUGAUUUCGAAUAUUACACCGGCAUCUAAUGAUGGUGAUAACGGCAGUAUCGGCAUUUUCGGUUUUAUCACAAGAUUUCUUGCACCAGUGACAAAUCUUUUUCGACCCUCAGUUAAGUCACUAACAACUGAGGAAACAUGCAGUUCAAAUUCCGAUUCUACUUUUUCUGGACGUUUGAGUAAACGACCAACAAAUGGCGACGCGCAACAAAUCAGCGGGAAAGGAACUAGUGAAUCAAUGACUGGUGAGAAUGACGAUCCGGUAAUUAUCGAGCAAGAAGAUUCAGUGUUGUAUUCGUUGAUUUCAAAGAAAGCCUCUAGUAAAGACAUUUUUCGGGAAAAUAAUGUGAAAGAUGACUCGCUCCGGUACGAUUCGCCGUCACCACAACCAGAGCAUAGUAUAAGUCAACAAAUUUCGCCAUCACAUUCACAAGCAGGCUCACAUGUCUUAUCUGACAAAUGGGAACGUCGGCGGACAUUAUCUUCAGCCAAGAAUACGUUGUUAUCAAGUCGUUAUUCGCCAUACAAGAUUUUUUUAUCGGAGAAUCUCGAUACUAGCAGAAAGGGACGUUUUGGUAGGCAAGCCAGUGUAAUCGACAAGGUAGGCAAAGAACGCUACAGAAAAUUUCUGGAAGAAGCGGGCAUCCUUAAAGCGGACGUAACACUUUCUCAUCAUAAUGAAAGGAAGCGGUUACCCAAGAGAACAAAUUAUCUUGAGCUAUUACAAAGAGGCCAGUCUGCAUUAAAUUCCGUUUCAAAAGGUGCUUCUCCAUCAGCAAGCUUAUCUCGAAAUGGAUCCACUACAACGAAUAGUUCGGGUAAUAUUGCUGUUGCAGAAAAAAGCAGCAGUGAUAGUGAAUCCAGUGAGUAUUCAAACUGCGACAUGCAGGAAAGAAAACACUCGACAAGCAGAGAAGUCUGUGUAAUUUGGGAUACAAAGCAUCGUGAUGAUUUCAAGGCUUUGUGGGAAAAAGAAAAAAAUACGAAACUACUGGCAGAGCAUCGUUUGGCAAUGCAUCAUCAGCAAGCUGCUCUGAGGGAUCGUCGGGCAAAGGAGUUACAGAUUCAGAAGCGCUUAAUGUGA
Molecule: messenger RNA, 1155 nt
Organism: Loa loa (African eye worm)
Lineage: Eukaryota; Metazoa; Nematoda; Chromadorea; Rhabditida; Onchocercidae
Product: Ulp1 protease family
Exons: 9
Coding region: 1-1155 (384 amino acids)
Source: RefSeq, a predicted model, not a curated record